GAGAGCGAGCAAGCCGGUAGGAUCAAAAAAGUACGUCAGACCCGUUUAUGCUUUCUUUCUUACGAAAACUCACUUCAAUUAAAGUUUAAUUAAAAAGAGACCUUAUUAAUUUUUUCCGGGUGGGUUAAUUACUGUAAUAGAAGAUACUUUUGCUACUUAUAAAUUGUGAGUUUGUUCGCCAAGUAAAUUUAAAGUUUAAAAUUUCACAAAAAAUAGGCAAAAUCUUGGCCAAAUAAAUAAUGAAGUGUCAAAAAAAUCAAUACUCUUAAAAAGUAAUCGAUAUCCGAUAUUUUGGGUCAAUCAACGUUAAAGAAGCUGUGCUGUGAAAGUGUGAGGUAGAAAAGAUGGAGAAAGGGGACAGUGAAAAGCCGGAAAACAGCGAGAUUGGGAACCCCGUGUACUGUUCGUACGAGGAGGGCCAGUUCAUUUACAAGGACCCAGCCACGUCGAACCAAUUCAUAUGGAGAGAGGAGGAGCAGAAGUGGAUUCCCAAGACGGUCAUGGGGGGCGCGUCACAGGUCAACUACGACCCAGAGACCCACACGUACAACUACUCCGACAACGACGGCACGACCUUCGAGUGGGACCCAAAUAAAGGAGCAUGGUUCCCCAAGGACAAAGAUCAAGAGGCGGACGAUAUAACUACUGGGAACAACGUAAACAUUUCACCUUCAUCAUCUAUCGACCCAUCAACUCCCCCACCCUCGUCCGGUUUCAAUAAUCCCAAUUAUGACAACUCGUUACAAAACAAUCAAAAUUCUUCAGAAACCAGAAACUCGAGGCGGUUUUUUUACGCUGCGUUAAGUCCGACCGACAUGGGAGUUAAUGAGCCUGUUCUUUUCCUUUCACCGGAUGACCAAGUUAACAACAAUUCGACAAUUCCACCAGAAGCGGUGGGAGUGGGAGUAGGACUCUCUGCCAACAAUGUAAUUUCUUCUUCUGCUGCUGCCAACAACUCGACUGCUUCCACAACUUCAAAAAUAACGACUGUUGCGUUACCGGCCGGUUGGGAAAAACAUGACGAUGCAAAUGGACCAUAUUACUGGCACAUAAAAUCAGGCACGAUUCAGAGGGAUCCUCCAACGCAGCAGAGUAUUUCGAAUUCGAAUCCUGCCCUUCUUAUUCCGGGCAGUUUGCAGCAAUCCUCUGUUACACCAUUCCGAAGGAGUCAGACCAUUUCGAGUCAAUUGUCCACUUCUUCCUCUGUAGCUCCGCACAAUAAUUCCAAUAAUUCUGGAAAUAGUACUAAUGUAGCUGAAAAGAGGAAAUCCUGGUCUCAAUACUUAGAAAAUAGUGAACACUCACAUUCCUUUAGUAGUCAUUCAUCACACGUGCCAUUAAGUCAGCAAGAUCAGAACGACAAGGACGACAAACCAUUACGUUUCGUCGCCGUGUCGCUGGGAUGCUUGAGCAUUUCGGAGGAAGAUUUAACUCCAGAGAGAAGCUCGAGAGCGGUGUCGAAAGUCAUUGCAGAGCUGACUAAUCCAAACUCAAAGAUUGGGAGUGCUGGAUUGGAAGUUGCGGGGAAAAUAUGGGGAGGAGGAAAUGAGCUUUUUUUGAAGACGUAUGUAUUGGAAUUAGACGAUUCUCAUUUGCGUGUCAAAGUGAAGGAGCGAAUUCUUACCGUCUUAGAACAACCCAUUCAUUCAAUACGCGUGUGGGGUGUAGGUCGUGAAGAUCCAAGAGACUUUGCAUUCGUCGCACGAGAAAAACAAACUCGGCAGUUUUUAUGCCAUGUAUUCAGGUUAGAAAUGUAUGCCAGACCGCUGGCAAAUUCACUUCGAGAUGCUUGUAAAAAGAUAAUGAUCGAAAGACAAGCCAAGCAGAAAAGGCCGACCACGUUGCCAACAUCAUUAAGGAGUUGUAAAACAUCGAGUUCAUCCGGCCCAACAUUCUUUCCAACGCCGAUGGACGAGCCGAGAAAAGUUAUCAAGGCUUACUACAUGGGGUCCAAAGUUGUUAUGAAACCGACCGGAAUGGAAACUUUGAAUGCCGCUAUUGAUGCUUUAGGAGGAAAGGAGCCUAUUCCUGUUCAAGUCUCUGUUGCUCCAUCCGUGAUAAAAAUAACUUCAGAAGAAAGUGACACUCCAAACAUCGACUUGGAAGUUCGAGUCCGCUUUCUCUCUUUUUUGGGGAUCGGGGCGGAUGUGAAAACAUGCGGAAUAAUUGUUCACACGGCGAAGGAUGAUUUUGAGGCUCACUGCUUUUACAGCAACCCAUCCACUGGUGCGCUGUGUAAGGCCGUUGAGGCAGCGUGUGUUCUGCGCUAUCAGAAAUGCUUGGAUGCACAUCAUGCUCCAGCAGGGGCAGGUCAAUCAGGCCAUUCCUCUGGGGGUUCAACAGCUUCAAUCACAUCCCCAAAAACUACUGCAGCUAAUCUUGCUUCUGCUCUCAAAACGGUUUUUGCAUCUUUUGGAAAGGCGAAAAGUGAAGAGAAAUGAAUAAGUGAUGGGAAACAAUGCAUAUUCAUAUUAUUACCUGUCGUCGUUAUUAUUAGGAUUAGUUAUACCCUUAGAUGAAUAGAACUGCAUUCGAUAUGUAAGGAAAUGGAUAUUAGCCACAAUAAUCGCAUGACAUUGAUAUACUUGUUACUUACAUACAUACACAUAAUAGACUGUUAUUUGCCAUUUUACUUUAUUCGCGCAACGCUGGUAUACGUAUGUACGUGUCGUCGCCAUAAGCCAUAAUAGCCAUAUCUGAUCUACGUCAAACAACAUCCUUAUAUAUAUUUUACUUAUUAGUUACAAACUACGUAUUACAAAUAGAUCUGAUUUAUGGUCUCGUCUGAUAUAUAUUUUACUAUAACCGUAACCUUUCCAAUUUACCAUUGUUAAAGCUGGAUGAAGAAUUUUUGGCAAGAUACAAUAUAAACUACGGAACCCCUUACGUCCCUCCACCUCCCAAA
Molecule: messenger RNA, 2905 nt
Organism: Folsomia candida
Lineage: Eukaryota; Metazoa; Arthropoda; Collembola; Entomobryomorpha; Isotomidae
Product: protein Fe65 homolog
Exons: 14
Coding region: 345-2441 (698 amino acids)
Biological process (GO): regulation of DNA-templated transcription
Cellular component (GO): nucleus; cytoplasm
Molecular function (GO): transcription factor binding; amyloid-beta binding
Source: RefSeq, a predicted model, not a curated record